Messenger RNA from Saccostrea cuccullata (small rock oyster), 942 nucleotides. RefSeq names its product craniofacial development protein 2-like. The transcript is spliced from 2 exons. Gene Ontology annotation, biological process: chromatin remodeling. Gene Ontology annotation, cellular component: nucleus. NCBI's taxonomy places the organism in Eukaryota, Metazoa, Mollusca, Bivalvia, Ostreida, Ostreidae. The record is from RefSeq and is a predicted model, not a curated record. Bases 1 to 942 code for a protein of 313 amino acids.
AUGAAGGAUGGCAGUCAAACCCAGCAGGAAACUGACACCCAGAUAGUGAACAUCCUUCACCCUAAAGAAGUAUGUAGAGUUGGUUGCUGGAAUGUCCGCACCCUCUACCAGACAGGAAAAUUGGCCCAAGUCUUAAAAGAAAUGGACAGGUACGACAUCCAAAUGCUAGGUAUAUGUGAAACUAGACGGACAGGAAACGGGACUCGCAAACUUGCCACUGGUCAUCAGAUACUGUACUUGGGAAGAAGCGACGAACAGCACAGCAGUGAUGUAGGCUUAAUACUCAAUAGGAAGCUAGGAAAGUGCAUGUUAGGUUGGAACCCAUACAACGACAGACUUCUUUCUACACGAUUCCAUUCAAAAUUUGCUAAACUGACAGUUAUAGUCUGCUACUCGCCUACAGAAGACAAAGAAGAAGAAAAGAAUUCUUUCUAUGAAGAACUGCAGAGAGCUGUGGAGGAAACACCAGUUCAUGAUGUACUCAUCAUACGUGGUGAUCUGAAUGCGAAAAUUGGAACCAACAAUGAAGGAAAAGAAUCCAUUAUGGGAAAACAUGGAUGUGAUGUGAUUAACAACAAUGGUAGUAGACUAGUAGAUUUCUGCCUAGAAAAUAAGCUAUUGGAGGCACCAUCUUCCAGCACAAAAACAUCCAUAAACAAACAUGGACUUCACCAGAUGGUCACACACAAAAUCAAAUUGACCAUGUACAGAUUAAUAAAAGGAGGAGAGCUGGAGGUUAAAAACCGAUUUACCAUCCUAAAAGAUGAACAAGAACUCAGUAUUGAACAAUUUAACACCGCACUUGUUGAAGCAGGAAAGAAAACACUGGGCUUGAAAAAGAAGAAGAAGGAAGAAUUGAUAUCAUCUAAGACCUGGGAAAUGGUGGAACUAAGAUGCAAAACAAAGAAGAAAAUACUAACAGCCAAGUCAGCUAGGCUAUAA